ACAUGGCUUAUUUAAUGCCGCACACAGUCAUGUGGCAGCUGUAGCGAAGACAGUUAAAUAAUUCGCUGUAUGGCGAUUUGAUGCUGGAAGAGACAGGAGUGGUGUUACUGUUGAGAUUCUCUGUAUUGCUCCCUAUGGAUGUUUUAAGUGUUGUGUUACUUUAUGUAAGUUCAGUCUUCUACACAUUCUGUCACAUGUGAGAAAAGUGUGAGUGCUUCAAACGUCUGCGAAACGUCUGCGCUCAUUGUGGAUGAUAAACCCUGCAGAUAUCACUGCGUGGGGCUCUCCAGCACUGAAGCCAGUCUAGGCUGAAUAACUGGAUGAGUAGGAUUGACAUUCUUUCCGAAGUCACGGCAACACUGGCCGAACAAUAACCUGUUUCCUGUUCAGCCCUCUGACAGCUGCGGAUUGGAAAUCCCUGUGCACUCUGCUGGCAACAGUGCCUAAAGAACCUCGCCUCAUUUCCUGGUGCAAGAAGGGAUGCCCAAGUUCCAGGAGAUGGCUGCAAAGACUGCCUUCGUUUCUGCCUCAAUGGCUGCUGGGUCAACCAGUCUGAUAGCAAAGCGAUACAGCGUACAAGAGAAACUGGGCAGGGGCAGUUUCGGCACAGUCUACCUUGUUCUGGACACAAAAGCAAGAGAAGGUGAAAAGCUAAAGGUGCUUAAGGAGAUACCUGUGGGAGACCUCAAUCCUAACGAGACAGUACAAGCCAAUUUGGAGGCUCAGCUAUUAUCCCAACUUCAUCAUCCAACCAUUUUGAAAUUCUACACAAGCUUUCUUGAGAGAGACAGUUUCUGCAUAAUAACAGAAUACUGUGAGGAUAAAGACCUGGAAUGUAAAAUCGAAGAGUACAAAGAAACUAAAAAGUCAUGUCCUGAAAGCCAGAUAACGGAGUGGUUUAUACAGCUCUUGCUAGGCGUUCACUAUAUGCAUGAGAGGAGGAUAUUGCACAGGGAUUUAAAAACAAAAAAUAUUUUCCUGAAAAAUAACAUUGUGAAAAUAGGAGAUUUUGGAGUUUCUCGUCUUCUCAUGGGCUCCUGUGACCUGGCCACGACUUUCACAGGCACUCCGUACUACAUGAGCCCAGAGGUCCUCAGCCACCAGGGGUAUGACUCCAAGUCCGAUGUGUGGUCUCUGGGAUGCAUACUGUAUGAGAUGUGCUGUUUGGAGCAUGCAUUCACCGGCCAUAAUUUCUUAUCUGUUGUCAUGAAAAUUGUGGAGGGGAAAACUCCGGUCCUGCCAGACAGAUAUUCAGAAGAGCUUAACUCGAUCUUACAGGGCAUGCUGAACAAGGAUCCUUCAUUAAGACUGUCGGCUGCAGAUAUCCUGAAAAUGAAAUUCAUUGAGGAGCACCUACAUAAUAUAAAACACAAGUUCUCAAGCAUGACACUGAAAGAAAAAACAGUGAACUGUAAGAAAGAAGCUGCUGAAAUUAGGAAUGCGUUGCAGAAAAAGGUCCACCUGGAAACUCUGCGGGAGCAGUCAGAAGUUCAGAAAAUGACACCCAGGGAGCGCAUGAGACUGCGGAAGUUACAGGCAGCAGAUGAGAAAGCCAGAAAGUUAAAGCAGCUUGCUGAAGAAAAAUAUCAGGAGAAUUGUCGCCGAAUACAAGAAUUCCGGUCCCGAAACUUUCAGAAUGUCAGUGUGGACGUUCUGCAUGAGUGUCAGGAGCAAACUGUGAAACAGGUUAACCAGACUCAGCCCAUAACUGCACAGGACUUCAAGUCCCUGGUCCGUUCAGGAGGCUGCACAGAGAAACAGGACACUGACAGGCUCUGUAUGUCGGAUCCCCUGGAUCAUGGUGAGAAACAAGCCUGUGCCUUUACCACAAAAGAGAUUCCUGAGGAUCCACAGACAGCAGAGUUGUACUAUUACGAAGACAGGUUUGAGUCAUGCUCCGAUGAAGAGGAGGAUGAGCAGGAGGACUCUGAGGAGAAGCCCUCUGACACCCUUUACAGAACUUGUGGACAGGACACCGAUGUAGAGGCCAUGGUGAAGUGCUUGGAGGAUGUUCUGGAAAGCGAACACAGUAGUGCUGUGGCGGUCAGCGCUGGGGCUCCAGCCCCGGGCCAGAGGCCAGGGACGAUCAACUGCACCAUGGCAGAGAGCAAGAUCCAGCGCAUGCGGCAGUCAAUAAGAGAGAAACUGGGAGAAGAGGCCUUCCAGACGGUCUAUGACUACCUGAAGAAUGCCAGGGAGAACUGUGUGAAGGAAGGCGAGAUCAAGGAUUUCUUGGGGAAGAUUGAAGGAAGGCCAAGUGAUUGCUUUGAAGUGGAUCAGCUUCUCUACUUUGAAGAGCAACUGCUGAUGACAAAGGCAGGCAAAGCCAUAGAUAAAACAAACAAGCGCUAAAACGGAGCGUGGCGUCCAAAGGGUACAACAAACCGCAAGGACUACACGACGUAGAACUGUUUCACAGAAGAAGAGGUUUUCCUCUCUCUUUACACAAAGAUUUAUUCUUUAGAAAUGGGUGCUGCAGUGGUGUACACCUCUUCUUUGAAAUAAUGGUGUCAGGUAUUUGCUGAAUGCACUGAUUAAUGAGAUUAUUAUCAGCUGGAGAAGUUCUCAGGUGUCAGAUCCAAAAAUGUUUUUGUUAAACCAGCAAGGAUGGCAAAAACAUUGUCCUAGUGUAUUUUACAAAAUGAGAUCUAUAGCCAUCCAAAAGUAUUCAGCCCCUACUUGCGAUGUCCCAUUUUGUGAAAUGACUAAACAAAACACGCACAUUUAUUAAACAUAAUACAUAAUAUCAACUUAUAUUUAUCAUAUAAAAUGUGUAGAUAACACGUAUCAGUUGCUGCUUCAAAGUGUCAUGAUGGCUGGCUUUCAAGGAACAAACUGUGAAAACUGUACAAGGGGCUGCAUACGUUGGCAAGGUUGGUUUUGAUCAUAUGCAAAAGGGAAGAAGGGAUCAAAUAUAAAAAUUAGAUUUUUAGAAAGCUCUCUCUAAUACAGUAAUGCUUUCGUAUUUUUCAACAUUUUUUUUGUUCAUGUAAUCUUUAAGGUGUAAAUGAAAAAUUAUAUCAUACUUAGCUAAAGCAGCCUGUUUAUUAAGCAAUACACACAGCGAAGAUGUUUUAUACAGGAAUAUUGUGUUAUUUACCAUGUGAUCUAUCUUGUUAUUUUUUAAUACUUGAUGGAAUGGCAUAUGGAUUAAAGCUGGAGCUGCCACUGAACAGACAAACAUGUUCCCAUUAUAUUUUUCCAAAUAUUUCUCCAAUACACAUUUGAAAGAGGUUCUCGGAUGAAUUCAAAAUGUAUGCAUGUGGCUAAGAGGUAGAGAAAAUACAUAAGUGCCUUGAAUCGUAGGAAGAGAAAUACAUAUUGUAUGUGCACAUACUGUAUGAUAUAAAGGAUCAAGUGAUAAAUAAUUUCUUCAUCCUAGUCUGACCUAACUGCUUUACAAGAAAACAUUGUGUCCUCUAAGGUGUCUCUAGCGCAUUCAGUUGGGCCAGAUGGUGCAUUACACCAAUAAACUUCACUAUAAACAUGGUAUAAACUACACAAAUAAACUAUGGUAUCCAUGCUA
This is a messenger RNA of Lepisosteus oculatus (spotted gar), 3526 nucleotides long. The record is from RefSeq and is a predicted model, not a curated record. NCBI's taxonomy places the organism in Eukaryota, Metazoa, Chordata, Actinopteri, Semionotiformes, Lepisosteidae.